UAGAAAAUAAAUAUCAUGACAUUUGCCAUAUGACAUAAAAUAAAUAAAAAUAGAUGUCAAUUAUAAUUUAUUGAGUACUUUCUACGGGGGCAGAUAUUGUUUUGAGUCCUUAAAAGGCACUGAAGUAUUUAUCUGCAUGAUACAGGUAUUAUAAUCCUUCCCAUUUUCCAGAGGAAAAGACUGAGGCACAGAGAGAUUCUGGAAAGCCAAGAUUUGACCCAGGUGUUUUGGAUUUAGAGCCCAUACUGCCUUUUGUGAAAUAUAUAUAUGAUGCAUGAUAGAGACACUUUAACACAUCAUUCAAAGAUUAAUUCCAAAACAUAAAAAAGCCAUUUCCGAAACCACUGUAUUUCUCAAAGGCAGUAAGUACUGCCAGAUUAAAACACAGCUGAGCCACAAAGUAAGUGAUAACAUUUUCCUCUUCUUAAAAAAGAAAGAAAAGGAAGUGUUAAAUUAUGUUUAGUAUCCGUUCACAAAUAAUGAUGUGGUUUUUCUGUUCAGUAUUUUUAAGGUUCGAUGUCCCUCCUUCGGAACUGUUCGGAAUAACCGGUUUUGCAGCAGGCUGUGUGCAUCUGGGUCAGGGAACGAUUCUGGUCCCAACUAAAAAGGAUCGCACAUCCUCACAGCAAAAUACACUGGCUUAAUUGUUCGGGUUUUGAGAAUCUUGUACCUGCAGUGAAAAAAGUGCUACCCUAAGCGUUUGUUACUUGCUUCUCUGCUGCACAGAAACGGCUAAAAUUUUGACCAAGAGCCAUUAUAAUUAAGCACCAGGAUUUCCUAGGCGGACAAAGCUGACGGUGACGCCAUGGCCUUGGCGGGCCUCCAGCUCCUGGCUUUGGUCCUGGGCUUAUGUGGGGUCUCGGGAGUGCUCGUGGCCACCGUGCUGCCCAACUGGAAGGUGAAUGUGGAUGUGGGCUCCAACAUCAUCACAGCCGUCGCGCAGGUGCAAGGGCUGUGGAUGGACUGCGUGUGGGACAGCACCGGGAUGUUCAGCUGCACCCUGAAGUACUCCUUGCUGGCCCUCCCCACCCACGUGCAGGUCGCGCGGGCCGCCAUGGUGCUGGCCUGUGUUCUGUCUGCCUUGGGGAUCUGCAUUGCCACAAUGGGGAUGAAAUGCAUUCGCUUAGGAUGGGACAAAGACACCAAGACUCAGGCUUCUUUUGGUGGAGGAGUCUGCCUCAUGUCUGCAGGGAUCUCUGGUUUAAUACCGACGGUCUGGUACACAAAGGAGAGCAUAGCCAACUUUCAGGAUCUGACAAUUCCAGAAAGUAACAAACACGAACCCGGAGGAGCCAUCUACAUCGGAUUCAUUUCGGCCAUGCUGCUGUUUAUCUCUGGCAUGAUUUUCUGCACUUCCUGCAUAAAAAAGAGUCCAGAAGCUUGGUUCUACCCACCCAAGCAGAAACACAUCUCUACCGCAAAGCUGGAGGGCAAUUCUGCAUACAACAUGAAAGAUUAUGUAUAAAUAACUGUGUAACACGUAUGGAAUUUUUAGGUGCCCGCUGUGACUUCUGUCUUUAUUUUAGAUGAAAAAGAUACCAGAAUUGUGCUUAACUUUCUCUACAAAGAUUUAAAUACUUAAAAAUGACAAGGUCAUUUAAAAUGCCAACAAACUAUCAUGUAACAAUUACAUCUGUUUUAAGGUCAUUCCUCCAUCACUGUUUUCAUGUUUUAUGUAAAGCUUCAUAAUUGAAAGCAGCUCUGAUUGUAUUAAUAAGGUAAUUAAUUGAUGGCUUUUUUUCCUUCCUUUUUAAAAUAACCCGUUGAUACACCUUCUGAAUUGGUAAUUAACUGAAUUUUAUAAAAGAAUUAAACUGCCAAGUGUUAAGAAUUAAACCUUGCCCUGGUGUUAGCAAGGGAUCAGCUGCUUUUGCGAUCUGUAUGACACCAUCACACACAGUAACUGGCUUCUGUUUUCUACCUCUCUGCCUGACAGCUUGUUAGGAACAGAAGAGCUGUCCACUUUUUCAGAUGUCACCCAAACUGGCCACCCCAAGUCCCCACCUACUGUGACCGUCCUAUCCCUUUGAUCAUGUUAGAAAAAUAUCUACAUGAAUUUGUGAGAGCAGACAAUAUUAUAUAUAAAGAUUAUGCAGAACUAAAGGAAAGAAACUGGUAAAUGCUACCACAGCAGAGCAAAGCCAAACCAAACCCAAACUCAGAUCUCUAGGACUUUUAAAGCAUGAAGUCCAAGCUAAGUGAUAACAAUAAAAGUUUGUUUGUUUGAAUAUGCUGAAGAAAUGGCCUCUUCUGCCAGCAAGAGGAUUGUCCAGAUUAAGUCACUUUUCCCACUAUUUAGAUUUACCCCAUCUCAUUUAAUCUCUCUGAUUAGUUUUUAGAUGAAAAAGUUUACUAUUCGGUUGUCAUUUUAUUCUCAAGUUUGAUUCACAUUAACAAAAAUAAUAAAAAAAAAUAACACUGCUGUUUUCUUAUAAAUGAGCUGCUUCAACUAGUUAAUGGAGGUGAAAGUAAUUUUUAAAGUAUAAAGAAUGCUUUUAAAAA
Molecule: messenger RNA, 2502 nt
Organism: Rhinolophus ferrumequinum (greater horseshoe bat)
Lineage: Eukaryota; Metazoa; Chordata; Mammalia; Chiroptera; Rhinolophidae
Gene: CLDN20
Product: claudin 20
Exons: 2
Coding region: 806-1465 (219 amino acids)
Biological process (GO): cell adhesion; bicellular tight junction assembly
Cellular component (GO): bicellular tight junction; plasma membrane
Molecular function (GO): structural molecule activity
Source: RefSeq, a predicted model, not a curated record